Messenger RNA from Phaeodactylum tricornutum CCAP 1055/1, 1207 nucleotides. RefSeq lists its product with no specific name. The record is from RefSeq and is a predicted model, not a curated record. Bases 89 to 1207 code for a protein of 372 amino acids. The transcript has a single exon. Lineage: Eukaryota; Bacillariophyta; Bacillariophyceae; Surirellales; Neidiaceae.
ACCGAAACACACUUCAAGCUUGCUUGACCAUCAAAGAACGCGACAAGCCCCGUCUCGCUCCUCUUACUACUUUCCCAAGUGAAGAUUCAUGGCGAGAUUACGAAUACCUCCGCAUAUACUGACGGCCCUGGGUGCCGCAUCCCCCGCAAUUUACGGAUCUUGGUUUGCGUUGAACAAGUGUGAGGCGUCGGCAAAGACCGACAGCCGAUCAAGGAUCGUUUUCUUAGGUACUGGAUCAUCAACAGGAUGUCCACGCCCCCUUUGUCCGAUGAUUUUUCAGCCCAACCAAUCAAAGAAGCAAGAAGAGACGACGGAAACGAAAGCCAUGAAAGAAAGGCUGGCUCCCUUUUGCAAGGUAUCCAAUCUUGCGAUCGAAGGCGAUCCGAAGACCAACAAAAAUUAUCGAAACAACCCUUCUCUUGUGAUCGCUUUCGACGAUAACGGGGUACAAAAGCACGUUCUUAUUGAUUGUGGGAAAACCUUUCGGGAGGGAGCCCUCCGAUGGUUUCCAACAUUGGGAAUCAACAGUUUGGAUGCCGUCGUUUUGACCCACGAACACGCCGACGCCGCCUUUGGCCUGGACGACGUAAGAGGGUUUCAACGAACCGAGGGAGGAUUCGCCGGAAACAGUCAAUUUCGUCAGGUGCCCAUGCCUUUAUACGUUUCGCAGCAAUGUCUAAACGAAAUUGCGGAACGCUUUCCUUGGCUCUUUCCGGAACUACAAUCCCGUGCCGAUAUCGCCCUGGUCGACAAAGCUGUCGUGAAGAGGCACGUCGCCUCUCUUGAUGUGCACGUCAUGGAACCCUUUAAAGCAGUGAACAUAGAAGGACUAGAAAUUAUUCCGCUACCAGUUAUGCAUGGUGAAGACUUGGUUUCUUUCGGAUACGCAUUUACCGUUGGGCAGACGAACGUCGUUUACUUGUCCGACAUCUCUCGAAUGCUGCCGGAAACAUUGGCGUUCAUUAGCAAAAGUCGACCUCCCACAGACAUUCUGGUUGUGGACGCUUUGCAUCCCACGCGCGACAAUCCGGUUCAUUUCAGUUUAAAUUAUGCCUUGAAUCUAGUGAACGAAAUAAAGCCAAGACGUACGUUUGUAGUGGGGAUGAACUGCGAUUCUUUCCUACCUCAUGACCAGGCCAACAAAGACCUUCGAGACAGUUACGUCAACAUUCAGCUCGCAUACGACGGGCAAGUAGUCGAGUGUUAA